This is a messenger RNA of Salvia splendens (bonfire salvia), 982 nucleotides long. RefSeq names its product protein CHUP1, chloroplastic. Lineage: Eukaryota; Viridiplantae; Streptophyta; Magnoliopsida; Lamiales; Lamiaceae. The transcript is spliced from 5 exons. The coding region runs from base 1 to 822 and encodes 273 amino acids. Gene Ontology annotation, biological process: protein localization to cortical microtubule cytoskeleton. Gene Ontology annotation, cellular component: cortical microtubule. The record is from RefSeq and is a predicted model, not a curated record.
AUGCCGGACGUCGUGCCCCCCUCCGCCGCCAUCGGCUCCUCCUCGCCGCAGGCUCUGACAAGAGCAUGCCCAAUGCCGAUGGAGAUGGCACUUCCGACGACUCCGUUGUUGGUGGAGGUGGCACUUCCGAUGAAGAUGGCGUUUGCGAUUGUGGUAAACAUCAAGACAGAUGUGGAGACCCAAGGAGAUUUCAUCAGUUUCUUGAUCAAAGAAGUUCAAAAUGCUGCUUUCACUGACAUUGAAGAUGUAGUCCCUUUUGUUAAAUGGCUUGACGAUGAGCUCUCACAUCUGGUUGAUGAGAGAGCUGUGUUGAAGCACUUCAACUGGCCGGAGCAGAAGGCUGAUGCACUGAGAGAAGCUGCUUUUGGCUACUCUGAUCUGAAGAAGCUGGAGUCUGAAGUUUUGUCGUUUCGCGAUGAUUCUAGACUGCAUUGUGCUCCCGCUCUCAAGAAAAUGCAGUCCCUCUUCGACAAAUUGGAGCACAGUGUUUACAAUUUGUCGAGGUUGAGAGAAGUCGCUACUAAUCGCUACAAACUUCACCAUAUUCCGAUGGAUUGGAUGCUUGAAACUGGCUUUGUGAGUCAGAUAAAGCUGGCAUCAGUGAAAUUGGCAAUGAAGUACAUGAAGAGAGUAACGGCAGAGCUGGGAAUGGUGACCGGUGGUCCUGAAGAAGAGGAUCUCAUAGUCCAAGGCGUCAAGUUCGCCUUUCGAGUUCAUCAGUUUGCUGGGGGUUUCGAUGCGGAGACCAUGAAGGCGUUUCAAGAACUGAGGGACAAGUUUCAGUUGUGCCAAAAUCAACACCAACGGAAAUUUAUUUGCUGAUUCUGUAGCAAACUCAGCUUCAGAAAAUGGCUUAUUUUUUGUUGUUGUAUAGAGUUCAAAUAUGGGACAUAUGCAGAUUUGUUGUUAACUUACGGUCCAAAUAUAUUUUUUUAUUUGGAAAUAAAUGAAAAUUUCACAAUGACCUUUGCAACAUAUCUUA